AUGGAAGCCCCCCCGCUGGCGAUCUCCACCCACUACUACAAGCUCGCCCACUUGAAGGCGAUCUCCUAUGCCAUCUACCUCAGUCCCGAUGGCAACGACCAGCGGCUUUUCGAGACCGAGCUCGAAUGGCGCUCGCGCCACCCCCGGUGUCUUCUCACUUACAACAACAAGUGUCUCUUCCUGUUUUCAGUGACGCCAGAGGUAAUUGACCUCGAACAACAGUUUCCUGAAGCAGUGAAGUUGAAGCACCGGGCUACGGUGCCGGUGGCUCGGUUCACAGCGCCGCCCAAGCCUCAGCAGCCAGCACAAGGUGCCACGCCUCAGGCCGACUACUACCUACCGUUUGCCAACAUUGCCUUCGUCAAAGCGGUGAAGAAGAUGAUCAUGUACAUGUUACUGUUACACCAUCAGGUGCACUUAUUCGGCAACUACGGGGUGUUAGCUGACGAUGGCCGCGUGCUCUAUAUUGACCCAUUUCUAUUCAGUUCCGGCGACUUGGUGGUGCUGAUCCUCGUCAAGGACCGACCCAGGCUUCAACCACUGCUGUCAAUUGACUGGCAGCUGCAGUCAGAGGUCAAUUUCGUCAUCUAUACCAUACCUACCGCCAUAAGGUGCCAUUUAUGUGAUCCUGAUCUGCUAGCGGCGAAUAUCGUUACCAAAAACGACCACGAUAACGUUGAGGUUAUACUAAACCUCAUACGAUUGGCUACCGGCCGGACUUACGAUAAUCCUGCCGACAUCGUGUGGAUAAAAUUGGUGCCUAAUUUAAAGCAGUGGAACAACCAAACUUCCACAAUUGCCAAAUUCAUUCACACUAUUGACAACCGCAAGUGCAUAUUGUGGCCGUGGGACAUGUGUCUUCUCCAGUUCGGCGAGAUGGAGCCGUUUGUGCCGCCUCAACCUCGUCGCUCAAUAUCAGAAGUGGCCGCUCCCCUGGUACCUCUUACACUCAUGCUGGAGUUUAUCGAUUAUAACAUCAACCACAGUCACCGUCGCAUGUCGCUGACCCAGCCUCAGCCUCCCCAGUUGGGUCUGGCACCUAAUUCGAUCGCUAUGCCCCGGCUGAUGGACGUCACUCCCAUCGUCCCCGAAAUGUUUUCCGGAAAUGAUGACCUCUUUGGUGAUAAUACCAGCCACCCUGGAAGCAUUCCCCCACCAGAGAUCAACGCUACCGCAAACGAUCCGUUGCUGCUAGCAGGGGCAGCGGACCCACAACACCCGCUGGACGACUCGAUGGACAUCGACGAUCUCUUUGGCGGCGACGAUAAUCUCAGUGCGGCUGCUGCCAAAACUGAAGAUACUGAUGGGCUAUUUAAUCUAUUCGGCGGAGACGAUGACGAACCCUCGGAGGCUAUUGCCCCUACUUGCCCUAAUGAUGAUGUUCUGAGAGAAGGCUCUGGCAGCCGUUCCGCUUCUGUUGAAGCCAACAAGCUGUUUCCUGCGCCAGAGAACUUGCUGCCUGUGGACCGAGAGGAUCUUAAACGUACGCUACCGCAGCUGAUAGUGGAGCAAGUGAUCGACAUUCCCAAGGACAAAAUGACCAUAUCUAAGGAUGCCAAAGAUACUCCCGGCUACCGAGACCCUGGGGCCCCUGUACCGAUCAUGUUUACGCCUAAUUUAGCUCAUACCAAUCCUGUGGGCAACGGCUCUCCGAUGCUUGGGUCGCGCUACCCUCCACCCCCACCACCUUUGGCCCAGCCCCAACCACCCCACAACGAGCGCAGUGGCAGCGAGGAAAAGCUGGCUUUUUCUCCUAUUUUGUUCAACCCCAUCAUUCAGAGCAAUAUCGAUACCAAGUACGGUAAAGGCGGUAAGUUUUACGUCGAUAAAGCUGAGAAAGCCGUUGAAGAACCUCAGAAACGCCGAGAACUGAUCCGUGAAACACUGGUACUGGGCACACUUCCGUUCGACGAUAUCAAGCCGAAACGAGAGCUCCCUGAAGUGAUACUGGAUCUCGAUGACCUGAGCGAGUCUGACGCCGACGAUGUUGAAGAUACUCGCUACCCGGCGGAAGAGUGGUUCAACAAGACCAUUGGCAUCCCUGAGUUUCUGGGUAUUGCUGCUGCAACCUCCGCUACUUCGGUAGGAGGUGCUGCGACCAAUAAAGUGGCCCCACCGUCACCGCCAUAUAAGUUUCCCGAUAUGACGUUUCUGUUCCCGCAACCGUUUGAUACCCCACGCAGCAACCGCGAUAUGGCUAAGUCUGGCCACCAAACCGGGUUGGCGUACUUGGGUAGUCCUGGCGUGCGCUCGUUUGGUCCGUUGCUGGCGAAAGACCUCCCGUUUGACAGUGUUACUCCUCCCGUUAUAGAGGUUGAGGAAGAAGAUGCUUCAGGAGAUAUACACGACCCAAACACUGAGGAAACUGACGCGAUGGUGGUGGAUACCGAUGCUGAUGUGGUGUUGAUCAAGGAGAAACAACUCCCCCACCACCAUCACCACCCCCAGGAGCCGCUGAUGGUGCUGCCCCCCGAGCUGUCGCUGAACUACUUGCCAUUCAUCUUGAGAAGUGCUAACGUCUCCACCAUCCCCCCUCGUUUCUUGUUGAAUAACCAAAGAGAGGUGCCGACAAACUAUAACAUUGACGACGAUGGCAUCCAGACGGACGACUUUGACCCGUUGAAACAGGACCAGAUGGUGGUGCUGGCGCAGAACGUCGACGUGCUUCUCAAGUAUCUCCACGAGCUGUUGAUCUUUGACCUCAAUCUCAACUUGAAGCAGCACCCGGACCAGCUCGUGUACUCAAUGCCACCGACACAAUUCUUUGACCAGUGGAACUCGGUGUUCCCUCAGAGCUACCGCAUGCUGUUGCUUGAGUUUCUCGAUGGGUUCCAGCCUCCUCAGUCGCUGGAGUUGGAACAAAUUGAGUUUUUGGGUGACAUUACUACUGGCUACGACGAUGCUGGAAACGACGAUGGUGGUGAAGGGGUUUUCGCUCUGCUGAGUAACGGAGCGUCUACCAUUUCCCGCUUGCUCCGUAAACUCGAUAAGCUUGAAUGGGAGGGUAUUUCCGGUACCACCAGUGACAAAUACGAAGAGUAUGGCUCUGUACUCACUCAAUUAUUGGCUCCUCAACUCCGCGAUGAUUGGGACCAUGGCGAAGAUAAGAUCUUCUCCCUCCCCACCACCAAAAUCCGGUUGAAGAAGAAUGAAGAAACUAUCAAUUUGAACAGCUUCGCCCUUCCCUUCUGGAACUACUUGAACUUUAGCCCCAUCAUGCCUCCCAAGAAGUUUCAAGUAGUGGCUAUUGGUCGCUCCACCCCUGACAACUCGCUGUAUCUCCACGAUUUCGUCACUGAGGUGGUCAAUAACUACCACGAGAGCAACUUGGGGAGCAUCACCCGCGUCAACUUGCUGCCCGAUGAAUCACAUCUUGAUCUUGAAAGCAUUAUUCAAGGGGUUAUAUCCGUGGAUGACGACGAUAUCCUUCUGGUCCGCCGCCGUCUUUCCCAAUUGGUGGAGUUGAUUAAAUUGGACUUGAUCAACAAGACCAACAAUUUCGAGUUUGACCGUCCCCUUCUCGUUCUCUUUGUUAAUUUCCAGGAACAAAACUACAACUCGUUGCUCCAGAUUGCGAAGGUAUUCAGGGACUUCAAGGUGUCGUUGCUGAGACACCAGCUCCCCCUCGUCAAAUUCUUCACCAAGGUGGUGCCGGCACUGUACGUGGUGAAGCAGAACACCGAGGGCUACUGUCGCUUGCGCCCAUUCUCCAAUAUCAAGUUGACAAUGCUCUCGCUCAACUUGUACACCAUCUGUCCCAAUGCUGGAUACACUCUCGACGAAGUGGAACCACAAUACGGCAACAAUUUAUACACUCAUAUUGUGCGUGAUCCACCCCAACGCAUCCAGUUUAAGUUCAUGCAACAGCACCAGUCGGCCAAGGGUACCAAGAGUCUGUUUAACGACGAUAUUUUCUUGCACCUAGCGUUCGACCGCUCGUUGGACAAGCACUGGAUCUCGUGUGCGUGGAGCGACCCGUUGGGAUUGGUCAAUAUGACGAAGCUGUGGUAUUGCGAUGGCCAGAAGCAGAUCGGCGACAUCAUCGACGAGAUCUGGCAGGUGUCAUCUGACUUUUGCAAGCGCAUCAACGACGAGUUAUACAACAAAACCCUGCUGGUGGGCGGCAAGCGGUUUUUGGUGCUCACGCGGAUCAAUCUGAUCAUAUUGGAUGAUGAGUUGGUGCACUGGAAACGGCUUACCACCAAGCAUAAGGAGAUGGGGCUCAUCGUACUUUCAGUGACUCGCUCUACAUUAGACACAUUCUCGGUGCUGAUGCCUCCUCCCAGCGAUGACGACGCUGAGUUGCCGAAACCCGAGACGUCGGUAAUCAUUGACCGCGAAUCGUUCUUCAGACAGUUCAAUAACCGGCUGACGGAGACACUGCCGUCGACGCUCGUGACGUCGCCGAACUUCCACUCCCCUCAGCAAUUCCUCAAUGCUCCCGCUGGGUUCUUUUCUCCUCAAGAUACACAAGUGCCAACUAACGGUAUCGGCACGCCUACACUGGGUAAUACCGGGGCCUUGCCGACUACAGAUAUCCUCUUACACGACCCUGCCACCGAUAUCUGGGCGAUCAUCCCUCACUCGCCCCUCCCUUCAUUGAAUCUGCCACUGAAAUUGGGGAUGAGAAUGGGUUACUUGGCUAAAGAGGACGACGAUAAGAUGUUGGUGUUUGAGGUGAGCUUGUUGCUGUGUCCUAACUACUGGCUGUUGGACAAUUUGAUGCAAAUCAUCCUCAAGCAGUAUAAGCUGUUGGUGUUGAUGAACGACAUCUUGGGGCUCAACGGCGAAGGCAAAGCCGACGAACUUGUGCCUUGGCACAUUAAAGCCGUGGGCAAAGUGUUGGACUACUUGGUCAACGUGUACGUAGAGUAA
This is a messenger RNA of Diutina rugosa, 4875 nucleotides long. It is a transcript of the gene SRB9, whose product is annotated as Srb9p. Gene Ontology annotation, cellular component: mediator complex. Gene Ontology annotation, molecular function: transcription coregulator activity. The transcript has a single exon. The coding region runs from base 1 to 4875 and encodes 1624 amino acids. The record is from RefSeq and is a predicted model, not a curated record. Gene Ontology annotation, biological process: regulation of transcription by RNA polymerase II. Lineage: Eukaryota; Fungi; Ascomycota; Pichiomycetes; Serinales; Debaryomycetaceae.